AUGGAGGCGCGUGCUCACGGGGGAGGCGUUCCCUCAAUAAAGCGCGGAGGGGUGACAGCGUCCCUGCAGUCAGUCGGGGCCACGGGCAUGAUCAAGCCUGAGGCUAAGCAUGCAAUCGCUGCUGCUUUACGGAGAGCCAGAUUGAUUUCUGACAGAGAUUACUUGGCUGCUAUAACAGGACGGCCGCAGAUGGUUGUUGUCUCCAUACCAAGCUACUUUAAAUCUCCACAGUCAGAGAUUCCACUGCUAAUGAACGAUUACAGGGAGAAUGGGCACAAUCAUAGGAUGGCCGAGCAGAUGCUCCAAGAGACUCACCUCAGACAUGGCUCAGAGCUGUGCCAGUGCCAUUGUCGGGAACACAGCGGAUGUUGCCGAAUGGAGGUGGAAAAGGUUCAACGGAUUGAGAAUAAAGCCCUUUUCCACAGGUUCAAAGUCUAUGAGGCAGCAAUCGCACAGGACCUCAGCCAGAGAUUGGACAACCACGUGGAGGAAGUGCUAUUGCGAGGUAUUCAUCCGUGGCUUCAGCGCCUCGGAUGUCGAAAUGGUUUGUGCAAAGCAGCCAACACAGUGUAUCUGUUGCAUGGCACAAAGCAGCACAAUCUGGAUUCAGUUCUGAAGGAUGGGCUGCGCACCAAGUUCUCUUUGCACAAGUCGCCAGAUGGCCUUUACGGAAGGGGCCUGUACUUCGCCAAUAACAGCUGUAAAGCUUUUCAAUAUGCCGGACAUGGCGGCUGCAUAAUCGUUUGCCGAGUGGUCCUGGGAAGGAUCGAGCGACUUUCAGAUCAAUGCUACAGCCGUUUUUUUGCAAGCCCCACAUUUCACUCUGCGAUGGCCGAGGGCAAGCUAACGCGUGCGCAGGCGCAGGCUCAUGACGAGUACAUCGUCUACAAUGACGAUGCUGUUUACCCAGAGUUCGUGCUGAAAAUGCGGUAA
Symbiodinium sp. CCMP2592 is the source of this 933-nucleotide messenger RNA. The record is from the annotation of a GenBank genome assembly. NCBI's taxonomy places the organism in Eukaryota, Dinophyceae, Suessiales, Symbiodiniaceae.